This is a messenger RNA of Lathyrus oleraceus (garden pea), 1077 nucleotides long. RefSeq lists its product as uncharacterized. The record is from RefSeq and is a predicted model, not a curated record. Lineage: Eukaryota; Viridiplantae; Streptophyta; Magnoliopsida; Fabales; Fabaceae. The transcript has a single exon. The coding region runs from base 1 to 1077 and encodes 358 amino acids.
AUGGUAAAUAGAAACCAAAACGUCGAUGAUAUCAUACGGCAAGUUCGACAUGACGAUUUGGAAGUAGAUAAUAAUCUAGCAGCCAUGGUCGAGAGGAUUAUGGUUCAAAAUGGGGUAAAUUUCGGCCUUCGAAGGCCAAAUGAUACAUCACCUCUGUCAGAGUAUAUCUUACAGGAAGACGCACCCCCAAGAACAAAAAUCCUCAAAUUCACUAAGUUUUCUAGGGAUACUACUGAAUCCACUAUCGAACACGUGGAUAGAUGUUUAAUUGAGGCAGGAAACAUGUCAAAAAAUGAGAGCCUUAGGAUAAAGUUUUUUCCAAGUUCUCUCACAAAUAAUUCCUUCACAUGGUUCACCACCUUGCCACAAAGUUCGAUCCACACUUGGAACCAACUAGAGAGAAUGUUCCAUGAGCAGUUUUACAUGGGACAAAUGAAGAUAAAUCUGAAGGAACUGGCUAGUAUCAAACGAAAUUUUAUUGAGCCAAUUGAUGACUAUCUGAAUAGGUUUCGAUUACUCAAAGAUAUGUGUUUUACACAAGUUCUAGAGCAUGAACUAGUCGAAAUGGCCAUUGGGGGCCUUGAUUAUUCGAUUAGGAAGAAAUUAGAUACCCAAUAUCUGAGAGAUAUGGCCCAACUGGCUGAUAGGGUUCAACUGUUAGAACAUUUGAAGGAAGAAAAGGCUAGGGCAAAUAAAAGUAAAAGGGUAGCCUAUGUCGAUUUCAGAAAUGAUGAUGAAGGGUCCUAUCAUGGACUUUCAGACUUCGACGAUAACGAGAUUGACCUUGCUGAAUUGAAGCAAGGGUCACCAUACGUGUGUAAAAUUUUGGCCCCUUCGAAUGGAAAAAACCCUAUCGAACCAGAAAAGAAAGAAAAUUUUCCCAAGAAAACUUAUACUUUCGAUGUUACAAAAUGUGAGAAAAUUUUUGACUUGUUAGUUAAGGAUGGUCAAAUGAUAGUACCCCCGGGUGCUAAAGUACCUCCUUUAGAACAAAGAAAGAAAAGAGGGUUAUUUGCAAAUACCAUGGUUUUCUGGGUCAUAAAACAUCUCAAUAUUUUCUUUCUAGAGAUCUUGUGA